UGGCUAAAUAUUCCAGAUUAAGUACAUUGAAGGAGAAAGGAAAUAGGGAGUUUUUCAGCUUCCUUUAUCUGCAAAAAGAGCCGACUCUCCAGAUAUCAAUAUGGAAAAAAGAUAAGGAGAGAAAAGAGAAGGGGGUGCCACAAUGCUCCACUUUCCAGGGGACAUUGAUGGAGGCAUUAGGUUACCUCGGCUGUGUGAAUUAUUCAGCGAUUGUAGACAUGUACAGAGCAUGUAUGAGCUGUCAUCACAUGGCGGGGCCUCAUGGAGGUUUCGGCGGACGGGCCGCAGAGGUCAGGUUGAGCAGUCGAGAGGUGCAGGGAGUUUAAUGGAAGAGGGUGUGUUUGUGAAGAAGGUAAGCUUUUGCUUCAUAUUUAUCAGUAGGUGGAGGUGGUAGUGUUGAUGUAGAGGCUUGAAAAUGUCACUUCUAAAUAUGAAGCUGAAAUAAUAGACAAAAUUUGUGCUUUUAUUUUAUAAAUAUUGAGGCUACUUUGCAAAAAAACGCUUCUUUUCACAUUUUUUUAGUUAAAAAAAGUAAAAUAAAUGAUGGAAAUAUAGGAAUUAAUCAAUAAAUAUGAAAAAUAUUAUUUUUUCGAACACUAAAAUGAGCUGAUAUAACGCUCGGUUAUGUAACUGUCUUUCCUUUCAGCUUUCUCCUUGACAACUUGGCCUUUCUGUUGAGGCGUUUGAUCUUUGGAAAUGCCAUUCAUGCUUUCUCUUUUUCCUUCAGCCUCUGUGAUUUUCUUUUUCUUUUUUUUGCUCCUUUGAGGCUAAAAUAAAAAUAACACAGGGCUGCCUGCUUACAUGGAGUUGUGCUGGCCUACAUACGGCUCCGCUGGGCUUUGAAGUGCAGGAAACACAGCUUCAAAUUUAAAAUGCGAACUCACCGCUUUAGGUGCUAAUUUGAGUUUUCGUCUAUUAUUAAAUAACGCCUCAGCUCGUCUGUCUGAUCCUGAGAGGUUGACGCUCCUUUCUCUUUUCCUCUGUUUUCCUCUAGUUUCUCCUGAGCUUCUGGGUGUUCUGUCUUCAGUCGUCGCGUUCAUGGCGCUGAUGGCUCUGUUUUUUCUUUACCUCAGCAACAAACUGUCUGUGGAGAGUUCUGACAACUUUGUCCGACUAAGCGGCUGCAGGAGCGACCAGAGAGCACAUGGCGUGACGCUGGCACCGCGCUCUGCCAACAACCGCAUGUCCGUGUUCUGAUGAGCUAAUCUAGCGGUCAGCGUGCGACAGGAUCCCCGCCGGAGACAUGGCCUUCUUCAAGAGCUUCCAGCAAACCCUCCCAUCUGUCAACAUUUCCUCCAUCCUGGAUUCGGUCACCAGCCGCGUGGACGACCUGGCCAACGCCGUCAGCGACGCCACCUACGCGGUGAGCGACCAGCUGACCGAACAGGUCACGACCAUCAUGAACAAGGUGCAGGAGGACGAGGUGGUGGAAAACGGGAACGCUCCGGAGAGGGAUCAGGCCGCACCGGAAGGGAAAACCUUCUGGCAAAUGUCGAGUCGGGACUCGGACUCGGGCAACGCCGCCUCAAAGAGCAAUCAAAGCAACGAUGGGGCGGAGGGCGAGAACGCCCAGAGCCAGAUGGAGUGGGAGUGGAGGGACGGGUGCUGGCGAGUGAAGAAAACAGAGGCUGAGCUGGAAGAAGAAGAAAAAAGGAAGAAGGAGGAGAAGGAGCUGCAGGAGAGGAGGGAGCAGAGGAGGAAAGAGAGGAGGCAGAAGCAGCUGGAGAAGGAGGCCAUGAGUCAAAGGAUGAAAGAGGAGCAGGAAGAGGAGCUUCCAGACACACUAGAAACCAGCAAAGAUGAGGAGGAAGGUACUGCUGAAGAAGAGACCGGCGCCUUAAAAAGCGAAGAGGAGGAAGGCCCAGACAAAAACGAGGAGGAGGCUCCCUCUUCCAAAGAGGAAAAGAAGAAACCAGACAAGAAAUCUGAAAAGCACAAAAAGGAGAAAGGAGACGCAGAAGAAGUUGUAUCAGGCAGCGAAGAGGAAAAAGACCCCGAGGCGGCGACUCCGGAGAAGCCGGCGUCUGCGUGGAGCGGCAGAAGCAAACAGUCCAGCGAGCAGGAAGGCUGCAGCAGCGAGGCCUCCAGCGAACAGGUCGCCAGCAUCCAGAGGAUGAGGAAGGACUCCUCCGUCAGCGAGCUGCAGCCUCCUCCGUACCAGGACGAGAGCUCGGGGCCGCGGAGGUCCUCCCGCUCUCGCUCGGAGCGAGGGCUGAGGUCAUGUGACAGCCCCCCCUGCUCCAGCGAGGCCAGCAUGGACCAGGACGCCGAGAGCUGCCUCAACAAAGGCUGUGAGGAAGACAUUCCCAGUGACAGCACCGCCGUUCUGGGUCCAGAGGACGGUUCUGGUCCCCGGCUCCCGAAGCUCUACGAACCCGAGCCCCUCGCCAAAUACGGCACGCUGGACGUUGCUUUCGAAUACGACUCCAGCGAACAGUGGCUGGCCGUCACCGUCACCGCGGCAACAGACAUCCCCGCCCUCAAACAGACCGGCAACAUCUCGUGGCAGGUCCACCUGGUUCUCCUGCCCACCAAGAAGCAGAGGGCCAAGACAGGCGUCCAGAAGGGGCCCUGUCCUGUUUUCACGGAAACAUUCAAGUUUUCCAGGGUGGAACAGGAGGCUCUGGGGGACUGCGCCGUCCGCUUCCGCCUGUACAGCAUCAGGCGCAUGAAAAAGGAGAAGGUCUUGGGGGAGAAGGUGUUCUACCUGACUAAGCUGAACCUGCAGGGAAAGAUCGCUCUGCCGGUCACGCUGGAGCCCGGCUCGGAGCUCACAGGUUGUGGAUCUCUGGUGAGUGUGUCCCGCAGCGCGGGCGCUCUGUCCUACCGCUCAACCGAAGACUCCUUACCCGAGAUCCUCCUGGGUCUCAUCUACAAUUCCGCGACGGGACGACUGUCAGCAGAGGUGAUCCAGGGGAACCACUUCAAAACCGCGGCGUCGGACAAACCCAUCAGUGAUCUGUUCUGUUGUGUGAAACACUUCGUGGGGGGACAGCUGUAUAUCAUGAGAGACACCUAUGUGAAGCUGACCAUGCUGGACUCCAAGGGCAAAGAGAUGUCCAAGUGCAAGACGGCCACGUGCCGCGGUCACCCCAACCCCACCUACAAGGAGACCUUCGUCUUCCAGGUGGCGCUCUUCCAGCUGUCCGAGGUGUCGCUGGUGGUGUCGGUGUUCUGCCGGCGGAGCAGCAUGAGGCCCAGGGAGAGGCUGGGCUGGGUGUCCCUGGGCCACAACAGCAGCAGCGAGGAGCAGCAGGUCCACUGGACGGAGAUGAGGGAGGCGGAGGGGCAGCAGAUCUGCCACUGGCACACGCUCACCGACACAUAGGACGAGCUGAACUUUCAGAAGAGCAAAGCUGCUGUUGUUGGAUUCAGGUGUGAAUUCACAGAUCCACACGUUCAGGGUGGCUGUGAGGAACCAGUUCACUGGAAUCGACUGCCUCUAAUUACAGACUUUUCCAUCUUUUCUCGUGAUUCCGCUCACAGAAAUCGUUUACAGAACAACGUCAAGACACUUCCCAAACUAUUUCUGCCUUUCGAUCUGGGACCAAAGAGCUCGGUCCGGCACUGGCAGACGUCUUCCUUCUGCUUCUGGGCUUCAGCUGUUACCAGCAAAUCAACCGUAGCCUCUGUCCACAGAGAAUGCAACGACUGUUAAAGGGCCUCCAACAUGCUGCAACUAUGUACAAGCUUUUUUCUACGGUGUGUUUACAUUAACAUGCUGUUAUGCAAGAUGUACUGUUGUUUUAGUAUGUAUCAUGGAUGGAGAACAGGGGUCCCCAAACUACAGCCCGCCUCCACAUUUGGUCCGGCCCCCCAGCUGAUCAAGACCCUCAUAGAACGUGACUUUGUUUCCCCCUUUUGCAGUUUGAACUAUGACAGGAGAGGAUAGAUCAUUUAUUGGUUCAAUAGUGAUUCACGUUAUCUGUAUUUCUUUAUUAUUAUUAUUUUUUGUAUGUUUUUUGGAUGUCCAUAGCUCUUUAGCUCUUUAAGCUAUUUAUUUAUGGUAGCUUUUUAGACCGUUUUGGCACUUACUAUGGAUUUCUAGGCUGUUUGGGGGUUUAGCUCAUAUUUUAGCCACAGGCUAACUGUUUUGGCAAAUGUAGGAUUUUUUUUAGUUUUUUAGGCAAAUUUUGAGAUAAGCUCAUAUUUAAGCUACAUGCUAGCUGU
This is a messenger RNA of Oryzias melastigma (Indian medaka), 4170 nucleotides long. It is a transcript of the gene syt14b, whose product is annotated as synaptotagmin XIVb. The transcript is spliced from 8 exons. Bases 1244 to 3328 code for a protein of 694 amino acids. The record is from RefSeq and is a predicted model, not a curated record. NCBI's taxonomy places the organism in Eukaryota, Metazoa, Chordata, Actinopteri, Beloniformes, Adrianichthyidae.